AUGGAUUUUCCAGUCCCGGUUUUGAUGCAUUUACAGCAGUAUUUAAGUUUUCGUGAUAUGCGAAGAAUUCGCCGCGUAAACUGCAAUUGGUAUACUGUGUUUUCUAAACCCCUCUAUGGCAACAUUUUGAUCUCUGAUACUUGUAUCUCUGUAUAUGACAGUUUUUACUACAAUAAAUCAUAUGGAUGUGUGCCCAGGAAAGUUGAUACAGGCCUGACUUGUAGCUUCAAAUAUGUUAAGACUGAAAAAUCUUCCAAGAUGUUUGACGAUGAGAAGUGGCAAGUGAUUAUGUCUUUUUUGAGUAACUUUGAUAUGUUUGAACAUCUUGAAGUCAAAUGCAUCAAACCUUGUUUGGAUCUUAGAAGAGUGGCUAAGCUAAUUGUGCAACCUAUUUUGCAUCUAAAACUAGUCAUUUGUCGUUCUUUGGAUAUAGAGACGUUUAGUAGGUUUAUGGAAGCCUAUUUACAGAAAUCACCUAACGUAGAAAUUGAAUUUCUACUUUGGGUUGACCCUCACACUUCUAAACAGUAUUCCGAAGCACUUGCUGCAGCGUUGUCGGAGUCACGAAAUGUUGAGGCUCUUAUUACGCAUGGAUGUAUUUAUGAGGGUUUAUGUGACACUCCCUACAGCAUUAAACAAUUAACUCUUCUUGCGCAUCAGCGGAACGUUGAGAUUCCUCUUGUGCAGGUACUCUUCCCGAGCAGUAUUCAAGGAUUGGUGAAAAAUGGUUUACAAACGCUAACUGUAUUUAUCGAACCCGCAUAUUUGAGAGGACAUGUUGUAUUCAAAUGGGAUAAGGUCAUCUUAGAAGAAUUAAUUGACCGAAUUGAAGCUUUGGUAUCUGAAGUGAAGGCAGCGAAACUACAAGAUAUCAUCUAUAUUUGUUCUGUAGAUCCUUGGAAUGAGAUUAGGCCAUUGAGUUUUGGUUGUACACUGAGACUCCUGACUCGAAUAAUUGACUAG
This is a messenger RNA of Enterobius vermicularis (human pinworm), 963 nucleotides long. NCBI's taxonomy places the organism in Eukaryota, Metazoa, Nematoda, Chromadorea, Rhabditida, Oxyuridae. The record is from the annotation of a GenBank genome assembly.